AGAUACAUGUACAAAGCAGCACGAUCUUCAACAAUGAAAAUCCCGGAAAACGCUGCUACUGGGAAACCAGUAGGAUAAUAGGAUUGUUGAUUGUGACAUUGUACGACCCAGGAAUGUCCGUCCGUCUGACGUCUGUGCGAGGAAGUGACCGAUACGCGAUUUCCUUUUCAGGAGUGUUUAUGCAGUUGAACCCGCCCCCAAAGAUUUUACUGUGUCAUGGUUAGCUUGCUGCGAUUUCAAACCACACUUUUGACGAACGGUAGAGCUACCCUUUCGUUCACUUUCAAGAGCACGAUCUUGAACUGGAAACCAUUAAUUCCCUUGAAUCAUUCACUCUUCAGAUUCGAAAGAAAACAGUUGUCGUCUCUGAGUUCUUCGAACAUGGCACAGCUGAUCAACGAAGCGAAAGCGAAAGAUCUCAUUGAAAAUGUGGACACUUUCUUGUUUGACUGUGACGGAGUGUUGUGGGAUGGCCAUGGAAUGAUUGAGGGAAGUCUGGAAACAUUGUUAAAGCUGAAGGAACUGGGGAAAAAAGUGUUUUAUGUCACCAACAACAGCUCCAAGAGUAGACAGCAUUAUCUCGACAGAUGCAAGCAGCUUGGGUUUCCAGCUGAAAAGGAGGAGAUUGUGUGUACAGCCUAUAUUGCUGCGGCGUACUUGAAAAAGAUCCAGUUUGAGGGUACUGUGUACUUGAUCGGUAAACCGGACUCACUAGGCGAAGAACUCAGCCAGGUUGGCAUCAAGUAUGUGGGAACAGGGCCUGAUCCUUUGCAAGGAAAACUGAAAGACUGGCUUGUGAUGGAAUUAGAUCCCGAGGUGAAGUGCGUUUUGGUUGGGUUCGACCCUCACAUCAGCUACAUGAAGAUCAUGAAAGCUGCGACCUAUUUGAAGAAUCCAAACUGUCUCUACUUGGCCACCAAUGAAGACGCAAAUCUCCCAGCCAAAGGAGAUGUCAUAGUUCCAGGCACGGGCUGUAUGGUGGUGACCGUGACCCAUGCGGCCAAGAGGAGUCCGGAGAUCAUGGGCAAGCCUGAGGCUCACAUGUUUGAGGUGUUACAGCAAGCUCAUGGCCUCGACCCAUCUCGCUGCCUCAUGGUUGGAGACUCACUGACCACCGAUAUGAAGUUUGCCAAGAACUGUGGCAUGAGGUCGCUGCUUGUGCUGUCUGGUAUCGCGACAUUAGAGGAACUCAACAGCAAGGACGCGCCAUCAACCCCUGAACUCUACGCCCCUCGUUUAGACGAACUUUUGAAGUAUAUAUGAUAAGUCAAUAGCUAGGAAUCUUAGAUGGAUUUAUUAUUUUUUUAUCCUUCCCUGUGAAAGGUUCUUUCAUACUUAGUCAAAGACUAUAGCUGUUUCUUUAAAUAGAUGUUUUAAGCCUGCUGAUGAUUAUGAUACAUAUAGCUAGCUAUACCAGUGCAAUUUUAUGUUUUGUACAUUUAACAACUCUGAGUGUAUUUUAUUUUUACACAUUCUCAUAAUAUGUAGCAAAGUCAGUAAAUGGCAUAUAAUGUAUUUGUGCAAAGACCACCCUGAUAGGUUUUGGGAGGAAAAAAGUUUAAAAAACUGGCUCUCAAUUGUUUGGUGUUUGUCAUUUUCAUCCACCGGCAGUUCAUCUAGUAAUUAUGUUAUCACUUGUGAUAUUUGUUUCCUACAUUGUACAUUUUUACAAGUGUUUAAAACGCACCGUAUUUUUCAUGCUAACCAGGUGCUGUUGAACAGAAUAAACUGUUUUUUGUCUCGAUCAA
This is a messenger RNA of Aplysia californica (California sea hare), 1748 nucleotides long. Its product is annotated as glycerol-3-phosphate phosphatase. Gene Ontology annotation, cellular component: cytoplasm. The record is from RefSeq and is a predicted model, not a curated record. NCBI's taxonomy places the organism in Eukaryota, Metazoa, Mollusca, Gastropoda, Aplysiida, Aplysiidae. The transcript has 8 exons. The coding region runs from base 217 to 1263 and encodes 348 amino acids. Gene Ontology annotation, molecular function: phosphatase activity.